AAUGGCACCAUAAAUAUAUGUGGCCAGAGAAAUUCAAGUACUAACAAUAAGUCGCUAAUAAGCUCCAAUAUGGCAACCGCCUCCACCACCAUGCCGACCACCGCACUGACCAUGAAGUUGCUCAUCGAUUCCAGCCCGCAGCGCCAGCGCGUUGUGUUCGCAGAGGCCGGUAAGGACACGAUCGACUUCCUCUUCUCCCUCCUGGCCAUACCGGCCGGCACAGCCGUGAAGCUGCUGGGGAAGGAUCAGUCCAUGGUUGGCUGUAUGGAGAACCUCUACAGCAGCGCUGAGAAGCUCGACGACCCCUACGUCCAGCCCAAUGUGGCCAAGGACGCGAUCCUCUGCACCACCAUGGCGUUCCCUGCAGCGGCAAGACCCAACAGCUUUCUCUUCCGCUUGCCGGAGCCGGUAUCCGCCCCAAAGAAGUUCUACAACUGCACCACCGGCUGGUACGAGUGCCGCAGAAAAGUAACGGAUGUGUACGGCACUCCUUGCCCGAAUUGUAGGUCCGGGAUGGUUACUGAAGCCAACCUUUUGUCGCCGGUGGCCCAAGGAGAAGCGAAGAAAGGGUUCGUGCAGGGCGGUAUGGUGACGUACAUGGUGACGGAUGACCUCGUGAUCUCGCCCAUGUCGAACGUCUCCACUAUCGCACUGCUCAACGCAUGCGCGGUGAGGGAUCUCGGGACCCUGCAGGACAGGACCGUGCAGAUUGGCUACAAGGAGGGUUUAGAGAUUCUCAAGGCCUCGGUGCAGUCCAAGACCGUGCUUACUGAUGUUUUCAUUGGCAAGAAGCCGCCUUCGUUGGGAAAUGGAGGCGCCUCUGCUACGUUGAGCAACGGCAGAAGGCGUGAAUCGCUCACCUGGCGUGCGUGAUCCAGCUAACCUUGAAGCGUGCAUGUUUUUUCAGGAACUACUUAUAUAUAUAUAUAUAUAUAUAUAUAUAUAUAUAUAUAUAA
Panicum virgatum (switchgrass) is the source of this 956-nucleotide messenger RNA. RefSeq lists its product as uncharacterized. Lineage: Eukaryota; Viridiplantae; Streptophyta; Magnoliopsida; Poales; Poaceae. The record is from RefSeq and is a predicted model, not a curated record. Bases 70 to 873 code for a protein of 267 amino acids. The transcript has 2 exons.